UCACCCGAGUUCAGUAAAAAAAAAAACUUAAAAGAAAUCCAUUUUCAGCAUACGAUGUGAUUCCAUAACGUUUCAAAUUUCACUUUAUUAGAUGUCCAGUGUCUACUUCACAUUCCGGUCAUCUGUGAUUCUACAGUUUAUUAUAAAUGCCCGAUCACAAUUUUUGCCUGGCCCAUUCCCGUACCCUGCUCCACCUCAGUUAGGGCCAGCGAUGGGAGGCGCAAUGCCGUCAAUUAUUCCUCCUCCUAUGGGGCCAAUGACGCCAAUAGCGGGGCCUUUUCCCCUGCAACAACCGAAGAUACCUGUCGUCGUAAUGCCUUACUACUCCAAGUUGGCUGAUAAAAACAGAUCUAAACUACACAGGAAAAGAAGAUAUUUCCUUAAGAGACAUGUAAAAGAGUCAUCUUCAUGUGACACCGGCGACUCGACAGAUUCCUCUAGUGACCUUGAUUUCCGUGCUACCAGACGCAGCGUGACGAGCAAAGGAAAAAGGAGUCGUCAAGUGUUGACUCCUGUGGUCUCUUACGUCACAAAAGACGGGUACGUGGUUUACCAGAAGAAAAUAAAGAAGGAGAAAGCGAGAGAUUGGUUGGAGAUGGGGGAAAGAAGUAAUUUUCAUGAUAGCGUUGAAAAAGACUCUGAGAGUCACGAGAUGCGGUUAAAAGACUUGAAGAAUCAAUUAAGAUUGUCCAAGAGGAGCAGGAUUGAACGUUGAUUGUUUUGUCUUGUCCAUGACAAGAGAUUUGUACACGUAUGAAAUAUCUUUUUAGUAACUCCAAUUUUUUUAUACAUAUUUUUAUGUCAAUAAUUUGUCUUUUUUUCUAUCUAUAUCAUCAUCGAAUAGGCCUCCCCUAUUGGGACGUUUUGCCAGUAGUUGCCACGCUUGGCAAAUAGAUUGGCAACCGCAGUUACAUUUA
Galleria mellonella (greater wax moth) is the source of this 917-nucleotide messenger RNA. RefSeq lists its product as uncharacterized. The record is from RefSeq and is a predicted model, not a curated record. Lineage: Eukaryota; Metazoa; Arthropoda; Insecta; Lepidoptera; Pyralidae. The transcript has 2 exons. The coding region runs from base 92 to 715 and encodes 207 amino acids.